Solanum stenotomum is the source of this 861-nucleotide messenger RNA. RefSeq names its product ankyrin repeat-containing protein At5g02620-like. The transcript is spliced from 2 exons. The coding region runs from base 1 to 861 and encodes 286 amino acids. NCBI's taxonomy places the organism in Eukaryota, Viridiplantae, Streptophyta, Magnoliopsida, Solanales, Solanaceae. The record is from RefSeq and is a predicted model, not a curated record.
AUGGGAAUGCCAAUGAGGAGACUCAAGAGAAAAAUCACUCAUCAGGGAAAUUCCAUACUUCACAUGGUUGGUGUAAAAGAGGACACUGAAAUUGCAGAUAUGAGAAGCCCUGCUUUGCUAUUGCAAGAGAAUUUGCUCUUGUUUGAGCGUGUGAAAAGCGUCUGCUCAGCUGAUUUUUUCGAAAUUAUUAAUGAAGAAGGCAAGACAGCAGAAGAGUUAUUCACUAAAGCAAAUGCUACACUACGUUCAGAAGCGAAAGACUGGCUUAAACGCACAGCUGAGAACUGUACAAUAGUUGCUGUGCUCAUUGCAACAGUGGCUUUUGCCGCAGCCUAUACUAUUCCAGGUGGUCCAAAUCAAAGCACGGGUUAUCCCGUCCUCUUGGCCCAACCGUUCUUUGUGAUUUUCACUAUCGGAGAUGUGCUUUCCAUUACCUUUGCUUUGACCUCAAUGAUCACUUUUCUCUCAAUUCUCACCUCUUCAUUUCUGUUGCAUGAAUUCAGGCGGUCGCUUCCUCAGAAAUUAAUUCUAGGAGUUACCCUCUUGAUUCUUUCUGUGUCCAUGAUGAUGUUAGCAUUUGCAUCGACUAUAAUCUUGAUGAUUCACUAUAAGGAAAGGUGGACAAAAAUUGCUUUAUCUUCCAUGGCAUUCCUACCUGUGACCAUUUUUGCAGUUUCAUAUUUUCCUCUGUAUGUGUCAUUAUGGAAAAACUUUAACUACUCGUUAAGGAAAUUAUCCAGGGCAUUCCCUCGAUGCAAGAUUCUAUCAGGAAAGCCUCGCGAUGAUUCCCCUUUGACAAUCUCUUCCAGUCUCCAUGAGUCUGGAUCUACUAAAUUUGGCAUUUCCACAUCCUACUAUUAG